Molecule: messenger RNA, 1685 nt
Organism: Arabidopsis thaliana (thale cress)
Lineage: Eukaryota; Viridiplantae; Streptophyta; Magnoliopsida; Brassicales; Brassicaceae
Product: NAD(P)-binding Rossmann-fold superfamily protein
Exons: 10
Coding region: 419-1654 (411 amino acids)
Biological process (GO): galactose metabolic process; UDP-L-arabinose biosynthetic process; capsule polysaccharide biosynthetic process
Cellular component (GO): Golgi cisterna membrane
Molecular function (GO): UDP-arabinose 4-epimerase activity; UDP-glucose 4-epimerase activity
Source: RefSeq, marked reviewed
AAAAAGGAAAGAGCUUAAUAGAAGGAAGGAGGAGAGAGUGGUGACCAGGUCUCGUAGUUGUGGUUUCGUUUUGCAUUGCACGUUUCUUCUUCUUUCUUCGCUCCUCACUUUCUUCUUCUUCUUCCGCUUCUCCUCUAUUUUCUCUCUCUCUCUCUUUUUCUCUUUCUCCCAAAAGUCUCUCUUACGUUCUUGUCUCUCCCUUAAUAACGUUGCGCCUUUCUCCAUUUCAACCAUCACACAACUCUUCUUCUUCCUCCUCUCUCUCAAUUCGUGUUUUCCCAAAUUCUCAGCAAUCUGCAGCUAACUUGAUGAUUGCUGGCUACUGAAUCUUGAGUUUGUGUCUGGAGUUUUGUCUCAACAAUACCAAAGACCAUAAAGACUUUGAGGUGAUUUGAGUUCAGAUUCUUCUGAAUCUCCAAUGCUAAGUUUCUCUAGAGCUAGAAGUCAAGGAAGAAACACAAGACCUCUUGGAGGAGGGAUGGAAUACUUAGAACCUAAAAGGAAGAGCAAUGUAAUGGGCAAGAUUAUCUUGGUUGUUUCUCUUACUGCUUUAUGCAUUUUUAUGCUCAAGCACGCACCGAGUUUCACAUCACCAACCGCGUUCUCUCGUAGCGAGGAAGGUGUGACUCAUGUGUUAGUCACUGGUGGUGCUGGAUAUAUCGGAUCACAUGCUGCGUUGAGGCUCUUAAAAGAUUCAUACCGUGUAACCAUUGUGGACAAUCUUUCUCGGGGAAAUCUUGGUGCCGUCAAGGUUUUACAAGGAUUGUUCCCAGAACCCGGGAGGCUUCAAUUUAUUUAUGCUGACUUAGGAGAUGCCAAAGCUGUUGAUAAAAUCUUCUCAGAGAACGCGUUUGAUGCUGUUAUGCAUUUUGCUGCAGUAGCAUAUGUUGGAGAGAGCACUCUAGAUCCUCUAAAGUAUUACCACAACAUUACAUCAAACACAUUAGUAGUUCUUGAAGCUGUGGCUAGACAUAAAGUGAAGAAGUUGAUAUAUUCAAGCACAUGUGCCACUUAUGGAGAACCUGACAAGAUGCCUAUUGUUGAAGUUACUCCACAGGUCCCCAUUAACCCUUAUGGAAAAGCUAAGAAGAUGGCUGAAGAUAUGAUCCUGGAUUUCUCUAAAAACUCUGACAUGGCAGUCAUGAUCCUAAGAUACUUUAACGUGAUAGGUUCAGAUCCAGAAGGUAGACUAGGAGAAGCUCCAAAGCCCGAGCUACGUGAACACGGACGGAUUUCGGGUGCCUGUUUCGAUGCAGCUCGUGGCGUGAUUCCAGGCCUUCAGGUCAAAGGAACAGACUACAAAACAGGAGAUGGAACUUGUGUUCGUGACUACAUAGAUGUUACUGACCUUGUAGAUGCUCACGUAAAAGCUCUCGAGAAAGCUAAGCCUAGAAAUGUGGGAAUAUACAAUGUAGGUACAGGAAAAGGAAGAUCGGUGAAAGAGUUUGUGGAAGCAUGUAAGAAAGCGACAGGAGUAGAUAUCAAAGUAGAUUUUUUGCCUCGAAGACCUGGAGAUUACGCAGAGGUUUACAGUGAUCCAGCAAAGAUUCUGAGAGAUCUUAAUUGGUCUGCUCGUUACACUAAUCUUCAAGAAAGUCUUGAGGUUGCUUGGAAGUGGCAAAAGACUCAUCCCCAUGGAUAUGCUUCUUCUUAAAGACGACCAAGAAAGAAAAAAAAGUUUUAAU